GUCUUUAAUGAAGCACUUCAACAGCCACAGAAGCGCUGCCACAGAGAGCUGCGUUAAAUGAAGUGAACCUGGGCGCGCGCGCGCUAUUGGAUGAGCAUCUGGCGCGCGUCUCCGCCUCUCCUCGCAUCAUUCCGAGCGCUCGCGCCCGCUGCGGAUGCGUACGAUGGGACGGUCUCGCGCUCUGCUCCCCAUCUUUCUCCCUCACUGAAGCCGAAGAUUAACUCCAAACACAACAAUGGGGGGGAUUUGACGCGUAGCAGCCUGCGCUCCAUUUUAUUAGAAUUUAAAGCGUCGUGUUUUGGUUUAUUCCCGGUGAAAAUGGCGACGGGAGCAGGCUGGCAGCCUCCGUACACCUCCUCGACUAGCAGCACCACCAAAUAUACCCCCUCUCCAACAUCCAGCAUGUUUUACGACGCGGGUUUAACGCUGGAAUACACUCAAGACCUGCAUUUAAAGAUGAGCAAGAAGAUUGCACAACUGACCAAGGUAAUUUAUGCUCUCAACACCAAGAACGACGAACACGAAGAGGAAAUUGAGUCUCUGAAAGAAGCCCACGAGGAUGAGGUCCAACAUAUUGUGACAGAAACCAGAGAUAAGAUCAUGCAGUACAAGAGUAAGAUGGCGGACGAGGCUGACCUGAGGCGGCGGCUGGCCAGUCUGGAGGAAUCUGUCGAACUCCACGAACACAUGAAGAGACAGGCUUUAGCAGAGUUUGAGAUGUACAGACAGAGAAUGGAGGAUUCACAGCUCUGCACCGAGGCCCAACACACACAGAGAGUGGUCUCCAUGAGCAGAGAGGUGGAGGAGAUGCGUCGGGAUUUUGAGGAGAAGCUGCGGGCGUUCACCCAGACUCAGGCCCAGUUUGAGGCGGAUAAACGGCGAGCGCUGGAGGAUCUGAGGGCCACCCACCGCCAGGAGGUGGAGGAACUCCUCAACAACCAGCAGAACCAGAGCGCCACCUCCACCGAAGACCAGGAGAAACUGGCCGAGCUGCAUAGACAAGAGGUGGAGGCACUGAUGGAGAGGGUGGAGGAGCUAACGAAGGAUAAGGUGCGUUUGGUGGAGGAGUACGAGGCAAAGCUGGGCAAGGCUCAGGAGUAUUAUGAGAGAGAGCUGGAGGCCAUGAGGAGAACACACCAGCUCACCACUGAGAACCUGCUGGCCUGGAAAAGGACUGAGGUUGAGCUUCGUAAGGAGUUCCAGGCUCAGGAAGCAGCGCUGCAGCGCUCUCUGUCCAAGCUGAGGAGUGAGCUUCAGAAAGCUCAGGAGGAGGCCCGGGAGAACCGAGACAAGACCAACAGACUGCAGACGUCACUGGCCAACGCUGAGGGAACCAUCAAGAACCUGCACAAGCAGCUGGAAGAAGCCAUCCAGGACGGAGAGAUCUGGGUGAUGCAACUGAAGGACACUGAGUAUGAACUAGAGGGCAGCAGGGAACGAGUUCAACAGCAGGCAACUGAAAUCCUCCACAAAGCCAGCCAGAUUGGCUCUCUGCAGGCCACCCAGAUGGCCCACGAGGCGAGCAUCAGGAACCUGGACCAGGAGCAGAGCCGGCUGAAGGAGAAGAUCAGCAGGUUGGAGGAGGAGAGGGAGGCUCUGCUCAACCAGAGCCAGGCCGCCAACGAGCAGCAUAGACAACAAGUCCUUAAAUUAGAACAGUCUCUGCGUGAGGAGCACCAGGGUUAUGAGAAGGAGCUCACCAGGUUGAGGGCACACUAUGAAGAGGAGAUGCUUCGCUUUAAGGAGGCACAGGUCAGAGCGCUGGAGGAAAUGGAGGACAAGCAUCGGGCCAUGACAGAGGAGGCCCAGCAGGAGAAAGAGGAAGAGAAGAAACUCGUUAUGAUGAAAAUGAGUCAGGAGUUUGAGAUAAAGCGUCUGUCAUUAGAGGAGCAGAGAGACCGCCUUCAGCAGCAGCUGGACAACUUGAAAGAGGAGCUCUCGGCCAAACUCAACAUGUCCAAUCAGGAGGUGUCCCACCUCCAGGAGCUGGUGAGGGAGGGGGAGCAGAAUAUGGGUUCGGCUCAGACACAGAUCAACUGUCUGAAGGAGACUCAGGAGAAACUCAAGAUCGAACUAGACGCGACUAGAGCCCGAGUCCGAGAGACCAGCAACCUGCUGACGGACCUACAGGAAGAGAUCGAGACCCAGAAACAGCAGCAUGAGGCCAGAGUGAUGUCCAUCAGAACAGAAGAGAAACAGAAGAUGGACAAGAUGGCAGAUGACUUGGACCAGAAAUGGAGAGACGCACUGCGUGAAGAAGUGCGUUUGUUGAAGGAGGAGUUGACUGAGGAGUAUGAAGCAGACAAACAGGCAGCGCUGACUCAGAUCUCCCAGCAGAAAGAACUGGAGAUGAUGGCUGCGAGGGAGGGCUGGCAGAGGAAGGUGGAAGACCUGCUGGAACAGAUCUCUUUAUUGAAACAGUCUCUGGAGCUGCAGUUGUCUCAGUCGCAGUCAGCUCUCCAGCAGCUGCAGUCUCAGUUCAACCAGGAGAGAGAGCUGCUGAGCCAACAGCUGAAAGAGAUGCAGAGAGAACAUCAGAGGAGAGAACACCGAUUACAGGAGGCUCACUGCUGUGCCCUCAGCACCAUGGAGGAGGCCAGACAACACCAGAUCAGGGCCCUAGAGGAGCGUCUGAAGCAGGAGCAGAGGGAGGAGGUUCAUGCUCUGAAGGAGGCCCACAGGAGGACCUUCGAUAUCCUGAGACAGCAGUCAGACCAGGAGCUGCAGACGCUGCGAUUUGAACUGGAGGACGAGGGGAAAGCAAAGCUGGCCUCCCUCCGUGCAGAGCUGAACCACCUCCAUGCUACAGCUAUAGAGCACCUAAAGCAGAUCCACCUUAAAGACAACACUACCGUCAAACGGGAGCUAGAGAAAGCUAUGGAGCACAGCCACCAGCAGGAACAAGAGCUCCUGGUCCGUAUCUCCGACUUGCAGGCAGAGGUGUGUUCCCGUAGCAACCGCAUCACCGAUCUGGACCAUGAGAUCCACUCUCUGAACGAGACCAUUGACACUCUGACCAGAGAGCUGGAGCUGAAGGGCAAAGAGGUGCUGCGGGUCCGCAGUGAAGCUAACCAUCAGAUAAGGGCCCAUGAGCAAGACUUGGCGAAGAGACACGAGAGAGACCUGGGGGAGCUAAAUGUUGCCCAUCAUAGAGAAACACAGAUCAUGCUGGCUGACUUCAACAAAGCCCAGGAGGUUCUCAAAGACAAGAUUUCGGCUUUACAAAUACUGUUGGAGGGGACAGAGGAGAAGUUAAGGAACAGAGAAAGCCGACCAGAAGACCUGCAUAUUAUAGCAGAGCUUCGAGAGAUGGUCACCGAAAGAGAGGCUCUGGUCAAAAAGCUGGUGGACGACAAGAAGUUCUACCAGUUGGAGUUGGUCAACAGAGAGACGGGCUUCAACAAGGUCUUCAAUUCCAGUGCCAACGUCGGUGUCAUCAACCCUCUUAUCAAGUUAAAAACAGGCAGCCAAUCAGAUCACCGCUUCGCCAGCUUUCCUAGCCAGUCAGCUCUCCGAUUCGUCAGCCCUCCCACCACGAGUCAUGAAGGAGAGGAAGAGGAGGGACGGGAGGUGGAGGAGGUAGGACCAGGAGGCCGCUUUGUGCCUCCUCACUCCCCCCUCCAGAGGUCCCUCCCCCGGCUUACGAAACCCCUGCCACUGUUCAGUCCUCUUCCUCUUCCUCACCAUCCUCCUCCUCUUCCUCCUUGUCCUCAUCCUCCACAUCAUCCCUUGCCAAGCCUUGCUCUUCCUCAUGCUCCUCAUCCUCAGGAACCUCAGGUGCAGCAUCAGGGCCUACAAAGCUUUAGGAGCCUUCCUGAGGCAAACGCCACAACACCGUCAGACCCGAGGGGGACGAAGGCAGGAAAAAGCAAAGAAUACGUUGCAAAAGAAGAGGAGCUGUACGCUCAGUACUUCUCUUUCUGACAGGCAAAAAAAUCCCAAUUGUGUCAAAAAAUCAAGUAAUGGGACAGAGAGCUAAAGUUGGACAGCGAUCAAACUGCAGGUUUUGAAAGCAAUUUGGGCGACUUAUAUUUCAAAUGUGCAUUUCUAAUCACACUCCCAACAGUCAUGUGCAGGACUGGGAUUUUAGGGCUACCACACAUGGUGAGCAUUGUACGAUGAUUGAUUUGUCAGUGCAUCAUCAUAAAAGUGUGCAUGGUAAAAAUUCAUUUGUUAUUUUAUACCAUCUGCAAUUCUGCAACACAUGAAAUCUGUAUGAGCUCUAAAGUUGCACUAGGCAACUGAAGUUGUAAGAAAUAAGUAUAAUCUUAAAAAGUUUGAAGGACUUCUACCCAUACAUCCUGUGAAGUCAAAGUCAAAAGGUAGAAUAGUGGUGAUGUGGAGGUAUUGAAGAGUUCUUUGCACUGCUCUUAAAGCGUUUAGAUAUAUUUGAUUCUCGCUUUGAAGUUUAAAUUUGUGAAUUCCUGUGCAGAGGAGAUUCCCAAAAGAGACUAGAUAUCAGAUGUCCACAUUUUUCCAGCAAUGCACUGAUAUUUCCAGAUAAUAUGAAGAAGAAAACUGAUAUGUAGCUACAGUAGUUUUUUAAGUUGAUAGGUAAGGAAGGGAAAAAUUAGCUUACUGAUUGUGAUGAUCUAAUCAAUUUUUAGUUAACUAGAUUCUUAACCAGAGAUAGCAGGAAUAUUUAAGUAUACAAGGAUAUAUUAAGGAUAAAUUAAGUUUAUUACAACUUGAGUCUUAUCUGUUUUGACCAUCCUUCCUAUGAAUUUAAAUAACAUGGUACCCACUAUGUUAAUAUCUGAGAUCUGGGAACACAUUGCUUAAUCAGACAGGUUGAUAACAAACAAUCAAACUUAUUUGGGAGAGUAAAUGAAGAACAGUAAAAUUACCCAAACCUUUGUUGUUAACAUCCAUCACAGUUUACAGACUGACUCCCUGAUUUAACUUUGAUGUGUACUGCACACACAGUUUUCCUCUUCAACGAGGACAAUGAGCAACAUUUUAGUGCACUCACUGUCAAUUUUACCGCCAAAUAAAAAAAUGGUUAAGAUAACGUGGCUGAACAAAAUUAAACUGGGUAAGUAACUUGGUUUCAUGCUGGUUUCCCAGAUCUUAGCAUCAUAACUGAUAUAAAUGAUCAAAAGAACUACAAAAAGAUACAAGUUGGAGUAAAUCAGAAUUAUCCUUAACACUCCCAAAACACUCCCAAACCUCGCUGACAUUAGGCCACAGCUAAAUUUUUAAACUCACACAAAGAUGUCACAAACUGCAGUGUUCAAUGAGUGUUCAUAUAAGAUAAGUUUCUCUUUCUAUAUACAUCAUCAUGUGUCUUACAAGCCGUAAUCUGACUGGAAAUGCUACAAUGUGAUUUUUGCCUUGAUACUCGCCUUUAGUCUUUCAUGCUGCAGGCUCAUCUGCAGUACAAAUAUGUAUUUAGGUAAAAGGAUAGACCUAGCUUUAGAUCCUGGUUGGUUUUUGGCCUCUACAGUACAACAAACUACAGUACAGUACACCACAAUAAUGACACCAGCAAAAAAAAAAAAAAGACCAACUUUAGCUUGCUGUCCCAGUGCUUUGACUGUGUACAUACAGUAUAUGUUUGAAAGUCAUUUUCAAAUCUCUGAGCUAGCUGAGGGGCGCUUGAUUUACCAUUCCAGACGCCUCAACAGUCUCAGGAGGGGAACCAUCAAGACAAAUUGAAUCAAGCACCCCUCAUAUUUUUAUUAUUCCAAUAUUUAUAAUGUAACAAGCUACUGUUUUUCUACGGUCUGUUUGUGAUGCCGGUGGACCAGAGACAUGCAGACAAAGAGUUCUGUCAGUGACAUGUAGAUGUUAUUUGACUCCUAGGAACUUUUUUUAAUGCCAAGGAGUGUUUAGUCAAAGCUACACACUUUAUCUCAUUACAAGCUACCUAUAGGAGUUCAUGUCGGUGACUGAACUCUUUUGCUUUGUGUCUCUGCCUGUGGGGCAGACCAUAGAGCAUGUGAAAACAGAAACACUAUCAUAAUGCUGCUGUCACUCACUUGAAAUCCUCAUAUCUCCGGUUUUUGGUGUACUGUCCGUUUUUUAACUAAGUCCAUUCAGUAACCUGUACAGUUUCCAAACUGCAUGGUCAUCAUCAGCCUGAAAGAGGCUCUGUUUCUUACUUAUUGAAACGUGGAUAGAGGGACAUGAGGUCUGAGGGUUUGAUUCCUCUCACACUGACACUACCAAGUUUAUUCAACACCACAAACAGAUACAGAUACAUUUCAGUAGGAAUCGAUGCUUGUCUUCCAUAACAGAAUUAACGGAGGCCCCAAAUGGUUCAGGAAGUGUUUAUACUUUGCUUGUAUACGUUCAUGGGUGAUAUUAGACAAUCCAAUCAAACCACAAAGAAUUGAAUCCACACCUCUCUGACAAAGUCUCAACAAAUAUUGAACACUUUGCUUCUGUGCUCUUAUAUUGGAUGGCAUUAAACAGUUCUUUCAUCUAGCCCCUGUAGAUAUUUCAUGUAAGCACAUUUUAAGUGGUAUAUCCUUCUAAAAUACAUACUAAAAUAUUCAUUUGUUACAUUCUGGUCCAAGUUUUCUUAUUUUGGAACCAAACCAUGUACAUUUUUCUUUUGUCUUUGCCUUUCUCAGCCAGAAUCACUUGAGAAAUUUGAUUGAUUUCCUUUUCACUACAGAGAAACACCAGAAAGGAUCUCAUUACACUCCGCUUUUAGUCAUAGGCCUUCUUCAGAUGGACAAACAGAAUGAAAAAUGUAUAUAUAGACAUUCCUGUAAUUAACCCAAUUGCAAAACAUUUGUGUAUCUCACACACAAGAUUAUACUGAAGCAUAUUGUAGUCUUUUGAUAUCUAUAUACUACAAAAAUGGAGGAUAAAGGAUGUAAGGGGUAAUAUACAGUUAAAGGAGUCUAAUAUUUUGGGAAAUACGCUUAGUCACUUUCUUGCUGAGAAUUAGAUGAAAAGUUUGAUAUCACUCUCAUGU
Molecule: messenger RNA, 6928 nt
Organism: Thunnus maccoyii (southern bluefin tuna)
Lineage: Eukaryota; Metazoa; Chordata; Actinopteri; Scombriformes; Scombridae
Product: protein FAM184A-like
Exons: 24
Coding region: 91-3924 (1277 amino acids)
Source: RefSeq, a predicted model, not a curated record